AACUGAUGGGGGGAGUUUCUAGAGUUUGAAUGUUUGCGGUGGCACAUCUGGACUUCUCAGACCUGGUACAAAAAUAUACCGAAUAGCUGGACAUUUGUGUUUAUAGAGAUGGACUAUGGGAGAAAACGCGCAAACCGCUGUUUGGAUACCCGAGAAAGGAAGAGACUUCACAGGGAAUCCCUUUGGCUACAGGAUCCAUCCCUCCCCAAGGGCCCAUCAACAAAGAAGCCUUGCAGAGAGAGAACCAGGCUUACAGACAGCAGAGAGAGGAGAUCUUCGACGGGACACAUCAGAUCUGUCAGGGACAAAAGGGCACUGGCACCCAGCCAACAGGCAAAUACUGGAUGGCCAAAUGAGAAAGAUUGGGGCAACGCUCUCAGCCAAAGUACAUCUGCACAGGUUAAAGUGGCAGCAGUGGUCAAAACCACAGUUAUUAACAAUACAGAAAUGGCUCGCAAGAAGAGGAGGAAGAUUCACCCUUCUGGUUUCAGAGGAAAAGGUCAACUGAAACUGACAGUUACUCCUGGCAAUGGGGUGCUCUAUGUUCGAAUUUUGGAAGCAAGGGGACUCAUGGGAGGAGAGUAUAGACCAAGUGACUCAUAUAUCAAGAUAGCCAUUGCUCCAGAUGUUGACCACAGCAAGCGAUGGAAGACCAGGACCGUUCUAGACUGCAAAAGUCCUGUUUUCAACGAGACUUUUAUGUUAGAUGUGGGUGAGGACGAUCAUAAGAAGAGGCUGUUGGUAACAGUGUGGAUUCGAAAUCGGAUAUCCAGGCGCAGUGACUUCCUGGGCUGUAUGAGUUUUGGCGUCCAGUCUCUCAUCACCUCAUCUAAAGAGAUCAGGGGCUGGUAUUAUCUCCUGGGAGAAGAGCUGGGCAGGAGCAAACAUCUGAAAGUGGCCUCACGUCGCAUCAGACAGACCGCUGAAGCCGCCGUGUCCAACUAUGAAGCUGGACGUGAGACCACAAGUCCAGAAAAUAUGCAGUCAUAUACGGUGACCAUUUUGAGAGGUAAAGAUGGUUUUGGUUUCACCAUCUGCUCUGACUCACCUGUGCGUGUCCAAGCUGUUGAUCCAGAUGGGCCAGCUCAUCAGGCUGGAUUGCAACAGCUGGACACAUUAUUACAACUAAAUGGCCAGCCAGUUGAACACUGGAAGUGUGUGGACCUGGCACAUGCCAUCAGGAAUUGUCGUAAUGAGAUCACAGUGGUGGUAUGGAGGACAGUGCCUGUAAUGAAGCCUUACUACGAGGGGCUUAUUCACAGGCCUUCUUACAAACCUUCCGGUUUUGACACUCUCUCUUCUAAUACAAAGUCACAAAACAAAACCCCACCUUUGCUUUCUCGACCUACCAACCACAAACAGAGUCGCUGUAAGAAAGGAAGUGGCCAUGAGAAUGCAGGUAAUGGAUUAGGAGGGUCGUUGUGGUCUUGGACUGGGAAACGAGAGAAUGACUACAAAACACGCACUCAGACCCUCAAAGGUACCCGUGUGACAUCAUCAAAUGGCGACAACUACAUAAUCCUCUCGCCUGUCAGCCCUGCAAACCAGAUAUUGCAGCCGGUUUAUUCUGACAACAGUGGAACAAUAGGAACUCUCGGAAGAAUCUAUCAGCCUCACACUAGCAGAGGGCUGCAGCAGAGUCCAGGAUACCUGCCGGAUGGGGGAUUGCAAGCACAAGCCACCUUAUGCAGGUCUCUGAGUGGGAAGACUACCACCAUGCCUCCCUCAUCCUACAGACAGAGCUUUUCCAACUACCAAAACUGCACCAUCGUCCAAUCCCACCUGCCCCACUCCAACUAUGGGACAUAUGUCAGUUUGGCCCCUAAAAUUCUCAUCUUCCCUGUUUUUGUGCAGCCACUGGACCUGUGCAGCCCUGAGAGAAUCCUGAUGUUAUCAGAGGAAAUGAUCCUUCAUGACAGUAAACACAUAGCUCUUAAGGCUACAGUAUUCAUCUACACAGACCUGAUACUGUUGACCAGGGAAGAUGAAGCAGGCCGCUGUAAUGUACUGCAGAGUCCACUCUACCUCCAUCAGAUAGACCUGCAGGAUGUUCCUGCAGACAAACUGCGGCUGUACAUCUCCUACUGGAUAGAGAGGACUGAGUGUCUGUUCAGCCUAGAAGCCUUUUCAGCUGAACAGAAGAGGAGGGUCGUUCAGUGUCUGAGAGACAAUAUUGACAAGCAAAUUGCACUAAGGGGCAAUUUUGACCAGAUGUUGGAACCAAAAGCAGCUGAACAGACUGAUCUGGGUCUGCUGGGCUUCAACCCUCACAGUAUGUCUGAGCCCUGUUCCCCAUCAUGCCCCUCUGCAUCCCCCAUCAUGAGAAGUACAAAAUGCAGCUCUCCAGCUCAGCGGCUCUCUUAUCCAGACCUACAUUUCAGCUCUGGAGAUGCCAGCCAAACCAUUCCACCUUCACGAGACAGCUGCAAAAAUGUGUACAUGGAGACCUCUGAGAUCUGGAAGGAGAGACCGAAGGAGGUGAAAGGAGGUUCGGAAGAGUCAGAUUUCGAGAAGAGAGAGCAGGGGGAGGGUGAGAGCGCAUCCGAGACGAUCAGUGUUGGCGCAAGACCCACAUCGUCGUCAUCCUCUUCCUCUCCUCUAGUCAUUCCCAAGCUGUGCUUGGAUCGCUCCUUCAAUACAGAUGCUAUGACUUCACCGUCCACUGACGAUGAAGAUGAGGAUGACGAGGAAGAUGAUGAGGAAGCAGACAGUGAUGAAGGCUUUCUUAAAAGGAGGAGUAUGGUAGAAACAUCUCCUUCCGGUGUGCAGCAGAGUGGAGGGUUGUGUGUGCAUAGAUCUCUCCACAGACGCACACACAGUGAGGGCAGUUUACUGCAGGAGCCCAGGUCUCCUCGCUUCAUCUCCGAUCAGGCCAUCGACUGUAUAGAGGCCAAGCGGGAGACUCCGGAGCGCUGGGCAAUCCCCUCGCCACAGACUCUGAGGAAAGAGCUGACCAAGAAUGGAGGAUCUGUCCACCAGAUCUGUCUGCUUUUCACUGGGAGGAGGGUCUGUGGCAAGACAAACUGUAAAUGUGACACAGGAAAAAGUGCUGUCAAAAAGAAGAAAUCCAAAAAUUUGGCCAAAGACAUGAGAAAUCGACUGACUUUCCUGCGAAAGAAGAGCAACGACAGACAUGGCAGCAAUCCAGCUGGCAUGCUUGAGAAAAUCCUCAAGUCAGAUAAACCAACUCCGGAAGAAGCUCUUAGAUGGGCAGAGUCACUCGAUGCACUGCUUUCUCACAAAUAUGGCCUGGCAGUGCUCCGCUCUUUCCUGCAAACUGAGUUCAGCGAGGAGAAUCUGGAUUUCUGGCUGGCAUGUGAGGACUUCAAGAGGAUCAAAUCACUGUCUAAAAUGGCAUCCAGAGCAAAGAAGAUAUUCACUGAGUAUAUCUCCAUACAGUCCUGUAAAGAGGUGAAUCUGGACUCGUAUACCAGGGAGCACAUCAAGGAAAACAUGGAGAACAUCUGUGUAGACUGCUUCGACCUGGCUCAAAGCAGAAUCUUUGGACUUAUGGAAAGAGACUCGUACCCUCGAUUCCUCCGCUCUGACAUGUACAUGGAAUUAACCAAACAAAAGAGACCCAACACUACCACAGAUUCAUCUCAGCUAUGAAAACAAACUGUAGAACUUUUGGAUAAGUAUUGCUGGACACAGGCAGCAGGUGUAUGAAAUGUGGAUUUAGUAGUACAGAACUGGUCUACAUUCACACUAUCCAUUUCAUGCACAUCUUCAUGUUGACAUGUCAGUCCGUUAAGCACCUUGGAGAGCACAGACAUGGAUCAUUUACUUCAAUUUGUACAAAUUGCUUUUGAAUAAUGCUGUGCUGCACCCUGAUGGAAGGUUUUGGCAAUAAGAAGGUGAUGUAUGUGUUAUGAAAAUGCUGGACGGGUUGACUGAAGUCAAAUCAUCAGUGCCCAACACACCUAGGAACCUGAGGUGUUGGUCAUCAUCCUUUUGACCCAAUGGCAGUACAUGGAAAAUGCAAAGCAUGUUAAGUAUUGGAGCAAAGAGACAUUUUGGUACUGUUUUGUUCUUCUUUACCAAGACAUAUUGUUAAUUCACUUAACUUUUCUUGUGAUUACCAUACCUCAACAUACGGCAGAAUAUACACACCAUUACAAAGAUUACAUGCUGAGAUGAUAUUGGCAAAAAGCAUUGCUUAAGUAUUGUAUAACACUAAUGUCCUGUCCUUUUUUUUUUGGAAAGCAGGCGACACAGUAUGUAUAAGAGAUGACAUGUGAGUUGAAGGUAUUAUUUUAUAUUAAACAGACAUUACAGUACAGUACAUGUUCUUUGUAGAAACCUUUGUGGUUUCAAAUCAACUAUGUGGAAUUCAACAAGGCCUUGAGAUGCACCAUUGUCUUUAAUUUGUAUAGUCUAUUUCCUCUCAAUAGUACUCUGGAAAGAAAUCUUUACAAACAGAACACUCAUUUUUUAUUAGUAUAGAGGACAUGGAUGUAACCCUAUGUUUUAAAAGUGCAAUAUAUGGUUGGUUAUUACAGUAGUAUUUCUUUAACAAACGGUAUAUCAGAAGGUUCGGAACUUGAUUCUUUAUAUACAGUACAUGUUGUAUCAAUGCACUGCCAUAAUGCAUCAUAACGAUCAAUGUCUAUGUUCAAAUGUAAUAAGUGAUUCCUUCUGUAAAUACAGGCUUACAUACAGUAUAUGGACUAACAUGUGUGGUGAUUUUAAAAGCCUUAAGGUAUUCUGGUUGUUGUCAUUGCUAUUAGUCAGUUGGUAUCAAAUCAAAGAAAAUAAAUAACAAGAAUAAUAAGAUAAGAAUAAAAUUACAAAAAAGAAGAAGAAAAAAAGAAAAGCCCAAAUGCCUAUAUAGUGGCUGUGUAGUGAUUUAACAUAGAUGUGUUAUGUUUUGUAAAUAAAAGUCUGUAUUUCAUGUUGAUCUACAAGGCACUAGUCAGUUUAAUGGGAGACUCAUGUUUGUCAUGUUUCUUUUUCAUCCUAACAAUACUCUUCUUGCUCUAAUGAUAUUUCUUGUAUUUAUUUGUGGGUUCAUAUUCACUUAUCGCUGCCUUUGUAUCAAAUUCUGAUUGAAUAAAAUUACAC
This is a messenger RNA of Xyrauchen texanus (razorback sucker), 5064 nucleotides long. Its product is annotated as regulator of G-protein signaling 3-like. The record is from RefSeq and is a predicted model, not a curated record. The transcript is spliced from 25 exons. Gene Ontology annotation, cellular component: plasma membrane; nucleus. The coding region runs from base 109 to 3612 and encodes 1167 amino acids. NCBI's taxonomy places the organism in Eukaryota, Metazoa, Chordata, Actinopteri, Cypriniformes, Catostomidae. Gene Ontology annotation, biological process: signal transduction. Gene Ontology annotation, molecular function: protein binding.